This is a messenger RNA of Coprinopsis cinerea okayama7#130, 3423 nucleotides long. RefSeq lists its product as hypothetical. NCBI's taxonomy places the organism in Eukaryota, Fungi, Basidiomycota, Agaricomycetes, Agaricales, Psathyrellaceae. The transcript has 4 exons. Bases 1 to 3423 code for a protein of 1140 amino acids. The record is from RefSeq and is a predicted model, not a curated record.
AUGUCCGCCAACGCCAAUCCCAACCCACUGCAACCGUCCCCAACGCUCAAUCUGUUCGUAUCACCACCGCUGUUCUUAUCAACGGCCUCUCUUGCCUCCGAUUCAUCUUUCUCGACGUCGUCCUUGUCGUCAAAUGAACCCCAAUCUCCAUUCCAACCCGGUUUCAAAUACAAUGGCUUGCUGGGACCAAAACACCCAACACCCAAACCCAAACCUCGCCCCCAACGUUCGUCCGUCCACAACGAACGCCAUCGUAAUACCCGCGAUUCUUCCAAUUCGAAAACGCCACAACUUCUCCCGUCGGUUGAACAUCGACCUCUAACUCUACCGCGCGGAUGUCCUCCACCUCCGUCUUUUGAACCCACGCGUUUCCUUUAUUACUGCCCUACUGACCACCAGUGGUUCCACGCCGACGGUUCAGACAAGGACGGUGGCUGCCCGCGCCACGCCAGGGACUGCAACUUUAUACACCCUACCGACUUUGAGUGGAAUCAGCACCGGGCCAACGCGAGAAGCAGGAGCAGGAGUCGAAGCAGGAGCAGGAGUCCGCAUAGGCGGAGGAAUUACAGUCCCGAACGACGAGAUAGACGCUACGGUCAUCGAAGAUCACCAAGCCCGUCACCAUCGAGGAGGGAUAGAAGAGAUUCUAUCUCUUCGAGUGUUAACUCACCACCAUUGGCCCACCGGCUGCACUCGACAAUGAAUCCUCCACCCGGUUCAGCGGCUAGUACUUCGAGUUUUGGACCGGCUACUGGGAGCACGGCAAGUUUUGCGGGGUCGCCGACCAAUGCUGGGGCCGGUAGACCGCUACUGUCGAGGAUCGAUACGAGCAUGGACCCCGCGGUACCGGGGUUGGGUUCAGCUGCACCGGGCUCAGCAAGACCUUCGGUCUCUGCGCGAGGAACACCGACCUUGACACCAAACGUCCCUGCAUUCGCAGCGUCUUCGAAACUGGGACCACCACCGCCUGUACCCGAAGCACCUGGAUUCGACAUGGUGGUCACGUCGCCCGUGGAGUCGCCUAUCGGUGAAGGAGAGGACGAGGAGGGUGGAUCGGAGGAUACCAUCGUCGUUAUGGGUGAGGACGGGAAAGAGAAGGAGAUUCGCUUGUCGAAGAGACAAGGCAAGCGGUGGAAGAUGUGGACGAAGAGGAUAAACAAGCUAGCGGAAGCGGUUCGAGUGCAAAAAGAGAUUGAGGAUAUUGAAGCGGAUGCGACGCUGUAUGACCGGUUCAACGAGCUGACGCCUGCCGAGUUUGGUGUUACAGGCCCGGAUUCGUUCUCUAUGAAAGCCCGAAUACAAGAAAAUCUAGCUAAACAGGCUGCGGCUAGACGCGAAGCAGAGGCGAGGCUUAAUAGGCUGGUCACCGACCUCAUCAAGUCUUCGUCCGACGAACCGCAAGCCUCGUCGUCCAAAGCCACCACCACCGCCACCGCCGACGCAACCACCAAACCUCCCGAACCCACCACCACCUCCCCGUCAAACGACGACGACGACGACGACGAAGCGUACUGGCCCAUCUCCCCGCACCAGCUUGAAGUCGAAGCCCAACUUGAAUCACGGUAUGCCGAGCUCGCGAAAUACGUGAGCGAGUUGAGGGGUAUAGCGCAUGAGAUGAAUGCGGCGCUGGUUCAGCAUACGGAGGCGCAGCUGCGGAUCGCUGCGAGAGCGGGUGUGGAUGUGGGGGUUGAUGUGAAUGUUGUGCCGUGGAUUUGGGACAAGCCGCCGAGUGCGCCUGUUGUUGGUGGGGUUGUUGGUGGGGGUGAGGAUGGGGAGGGAGAGGGAGAGAGUGAGGGCGAGGAGGGAGAAGGAGAGGAAGGGGGAGAGGAAGGAGAGCAGGAAGGUGCGGGUGAGGAUAGGAUGGAUGUUGAUGAGUCUGUGGCGGGCGAGACGACGACGACGACGACGACAACGCGCAAACGGAAGAGGAGACGAUUAAAUUCGUAUGAUGGGACGACGCAGCCUCCAUCCUCGUCCACGUCCACGCCAACGCCAACGCCGAAUCUCGUCCAACCCUCCGCCCACCAAAACCAAUCACUCGACCAGCAAGAACAAGCACUCUCCUCCUACCACCGGCAUAUCGCCAAGCUUCAAGAACAGGUAGAGGAGAAGACUUUGGAGAAGAUUGAGCUUUUGGAGGGUAAGGUGGGUGAGGUGGAGAAUCUUGUGUUGCAGUUGGAGGAUCAGGUUAGGGAUCAGGUUGAGGAUGAGAUUGAGGCGAAAUUUAGGGAGUUGAGGGUUGAGUUGGGGGUUGAUGGGGAGGAGGGUGCGGAGGGUGUGCAAGGUGGGAGUGUGCAAGGUGGGGAGAGUGGGGAAGGUGGGGAGAGUGGGGAGGGGGUACAGGACGCGGAAGGACAAGGAGAAGGAGAAGGGAAGGGGGUAGGACAAGGAGCUGAGGACGGACGGGGUGAGGUGGAUAAGGAUGGGGAUUUGGCGAUGGGCGAGGCUAGACCUCAGGUUCAUCCGCCACAUCCACCACCAGACCACCAGGGCCAACACCACCCACCCGCCGCUGCCUCUUCUUCCUCGUCUUCCGCCCCUUCAGCUGAAUCCUCCGCUGCCGCUGCCGCCGUUGCUGGACCUCCUGCCCGCGUUCCGACCCCGCCGAUACCCACUGAAGCGUACAGUCUUGCGUCUAUGACGGAGAAGUUGUAUGUUGUGGAGAGGGAUACUGUGCAGGCGAGUCGGGAUUUGGAUGAGAUGGUGGGAUAUUUGGUGGAUUGGGGACGGAGGUUGGAGAAGGUUGAGAGGGAGUGGGGUGGGGAGGUUCAGGCUGUUGGGAGGGCGUUGGGUAAAAGAGCUGAGAUUGAGAGGCGGAUGACGGCCCUUGCGCAGAAGCAGGAUGAGGAUCGGAAAGCGUUGAUGAGUUUACAGGAGUACGUGCGUGCGCAGGCGAAGGCGUCUGUACAUGCUCCUGUGGCGUCUACCUCUUCCGCUCCCUCCACCUCUCCACCCACAACAACAACAACUACAACUACCACCACUACAACGCAACAACCAGCAACCGCCCCUCCCUCCCCACCCGCCUCCCCACAGCUCCCACCACGCGAAAUCCUCCUCGCCGCGAUCGAAGAGCCGUUAACUGACGUGCUAAGGGAGGCUGCGAAAGAGAUUGUGGAGGGUUUUAGGGAUGGGUUGGCGCAGAAGCUGCAGAGGGAUGUUGGGGGGUUGGUGCAGGGUGUUUGGGAGAGGGUGAAGGGGACUAUGGUUGUGCUUGAGGGUGUUGAGGGGAGGUUGAAGAGUGCGGGGGUUGUUGGUGGGGUGGGUGGGGGGAGUGGUGCGGGUGCGAGUGCGGGUGUAGGUGUGGGUCAUGGGACGGGUGGGGGUCAUGGUACGGGUGUGGGUGCCAGUGGGAGUAAUGGAGUCCAAGUUAAUGGUGUUGUUCAAUCUGCUGUUGUUGUUGGUUCGAAUGGGGCGAGUUAG